GCAUCAACUGGAAUGAAAAGAACCCAGAGGCCCCAGUCGCUUUAUGGCAGUGACUCAGUAACGUGCAGAAACUCGUAAAACUGUCUAAAGUGCUGAAGACAAAGGUUGUGUGCUAACGGCUUUGAGGUCUUCCUUCUUUCAGGAGCAAAACGCUGAUUCCUUGAAGACAUGAGUUCUCAGACGAGUCUUGGCAGCAGCAUGCUUUUCCAGAGCAUAAACGAUGACCUGAACGCAUCACUGGCCACAGCAGAUGAGCUGUCCAGAGAGUUCAACUCUCUGCUGACGGAGGCCUCGUCCUCCAACAACAAAAAGGCUGCUUCUGAGACUAUCUCUCUGACCCCGUGGGAGAAGCCUCAGUCUGAUUUCCCCAAAAGCCCUGUCCCUAAAAAAGAGUCAGGUACCAUCAGUAAUGGCAGCUCCAUGCCUUAUUCUCCAACCACAUCUUCAUCACGUCCCUACAAGUCUGUCACCUCCAGUGAUAAAAAUACAGUGUCCCCUACUGCGUUCUCAACUACCUUACUCUUAUCCCCCAAUAUCCGUACGGGAACACACUCCCCCCUCUCUCACAUUGGAUCCGACAGCUACAAUUACGACCAGAUAAGUCCUAAACAGUCCCCUCAUUCCAGGAGGCGCAAUUCCCCUUCUCGUUAUGACCGCAGCCCAAGAGGUUCGAUUAGUUAUGUGGACAGCAGUCCUAGCCCAAGUGCUACACCCACUUCACCUCAGUUCCCAUUGCAACUAUCACCUCGCUCCCAAAGGCGCACUUCCAAUUAUCAUUAUGACCAAAGCCCACGAGGUUCAAUUAGUUGCAUGGAUGUUAGUCCUGCUCCAAGUCCUACAUCUGUUUCAUCUCAGUCAGCACUGUACCCAUCGUCCAAUCUUCUAACCCCCUAUGACAACAGCCAGAUGGGCCGCAGGUCACCACGGCGAGACAGAAGUCCGUCUCCUCUGUCCUUGAAUUAUCCAGCUUUCAACUCCCUCAGUCGAAAUAGUGGUGGUUUCAGGCAACCAGAUGAUGUGCACCGACAAAAGAGUCCUGGCAAAUGGAGUGAGACAGACCUGGAUAUGGCCUACGAGAGGAAACCACAUCACACACAAAAGACAGAGCGGGUGUGGCCUUCUGUGUCAAGCAGCAGCUGGAGAGAAUCCAACCUUGAUGGUCCCCCUGCACCCCCUGGUGCCAAAAAGGAUCCUCGUUCUCAGUCUGCACCAUAUUCUUAUGGUUCUCUUGCCCGUAACACCUUUGUGACAGAUGGUUCGUCUCCAGUCCAUUCCCCAUACCACCCUCAGCCCAUCAUCUCUCGUAUUCCUAUGCCCCCAGUGUCUCCUCAGUCUCGCCAGCACAAACCCAUCCCUCUGUCACUUAUCAUGCGUCUCCAAGACCCCACAUGGGGAAUGCCACCUGCUCCCCAGCCCAGAGCAAUGGGAGAUGAUGAUAACAUGCUGCCUUAUCAACCAGCUGGCCCUUUUCCAAGAGAGUUCCACCAGCCUGUGCAGCACCUACAGCCACAUCCACCUGAGACGAGACAGCAGCCCUUAUACAGUGAAGUGCUGAAACCAGGGGAUGUAGAUGCGGAGGUAGAGCAGAUCGGCCUUGCCUAUCACAUGACUCCAGAGAGCCCCAGCACUCCAGAGGGUAGCAUGGAAAAACGAGUUAAAGUUCCUCGGCCCCUCAGCCCUACCAGGCUGCAGCCAGUGUUGGCCCCAGAGGCCCAGAAAGCAGAGAUCCCUAACGUGGAAGAGCUGCUCCGCAUUCGUGCUGAAAUUCCUCGUGCCCUUAAGAGGCGGAGCUCUGAGGACCAAUCUCUGCCCUUGAAGAAGGCUUCCCAGUACGAACCAAACCAGUACAAAUUUCUCAUCAACAAGCUCUUUCAUAGGAGGGCUUGCCGCAGAAAGGCUGAGCGAGGGAGCGAUAGCAGCAGCUCUUCCGAUGACGAGGACACCUCUUCGCUACCUGUACAAACACCUCCGAUGCCACCGCCCAGUCCACAUGAUUACAAAACGUUUUUCACUUUCUCGAAGCUCCCGUUCUGUUUUUCCUCACAGAAUUAUCAUUCCAUUCUGAGGCCCACUCUGAAGCGCCCGAGUUCUGGAAGACGAGCUCGACUCAGCCCUCUGGUCCUGUUGCUGGAUGGAGCAUUGGUCGGAGAGUUGGAGAUAGUGCAGAAGGCUGUGCAGGAGAUGCAGGACCCGAGCCAACCCAACGAUGAAGGCAUCACUGCCCUUCAUAACGCCAUCUGUGGGGGCCAUUACAAAGUGGUGGAAUUCCUGGUUGGCAUUGGAGCAAACGUCAGUGCUCCAGACAGCCACGGCUGGACUCCACUGCAUUGUGCAGCCUCAUGUAACGACCGCCCACUGUGUGAGUUUUUGGUGAGGAACGGAGCAGCUGUCAUGGCUAUGACUGAGAGCAACGGUGCCACAGCCGCCCAGAUGUGUGACCCGUACGCUGUGAGAUUUGAGGAGUGUGAGAGCUUUCUACGAGGUAUGGAGGACGCCAUGGGGGUGGAGAACAGCGGGGUGCUGUACGCUGUGUGGAGCUAUCCGGCUCAGAUGGCAGAUGAACUGAGCUUCAAAGAGGGAGACAUGGUCACCAUCCUGCAGAAACCUGAGGGGUCCGACUGGUGGUGGGCGUCGCUUUGUGGCAGAGAGGGUUUUGUUCCAAACAACUACUUUGGGCUUUUUCCAAAGGUCCGGCCAAAAUCUCUGUGUUAAGUUUCCCAUGUUACACUGCCAUGGAGAUUCUCUGGACCUGCGUUACAGCAUCACUGAUCUGACUGUGUGGUCGUGAGCAGGCUGAGAUAGGAAUGGACGAGGAGUCUUACCAGUGUUUGCCUUAUGACAGAGACAUGUUUGCUGUAUGAUAUUACUUUUUGUAAAUCUGUGAUCUGCUAUCUCUGUUCUGCAUGUUUGUGUUCCCAUCAGAAGUGUUUAAACAGUAGUUGCAGGUCAUUGUUUUUCCCUGUGAUUGCUCAAUUUAGUUUUCACAGAGAGCUAAACCAGCCUCCUGUUUACUGCGGCUGAGUUGACCGUUGUGACUCUGAAGUUACAAAGUGAACAGACUUUUAUAUUUUUGCUAAUCUGUGUACAUACGUAUCCUUGUUUUUUUUCCAAAUGUGCCAACCUUCUUGAUUCUGUUACUAGGUAUUUCCUGCUGGCAUUGUCAUGUGGAUAGUCUACGGUUUUACAGGCCCAAAUGCCGUCUUUGAAUUUGUAAAAGAUCAGUCAUGAUUAUGAGGGACACAGAAAAUGUUAUUGUUUUUGUUGCACUAAUCAGCUGCAGGACUUCUUAAAGUAGUUGUAUAUCUGCUUGUAACCUGAGUCCUACCCUGUUGUGUUGACGUAUACAAGGCCACUUAAAAAAGAUUUCUCAGCGUCACUCGGAAACAAAGGUUUCUGGAGGCUGAGGGCGUGACCUUCCUCUGCAAGGGGAUAGUGAAGCUUGGACAUCAGUGAACAACUUCAUUAACCACGAAGGCUAAUGAAGACUACACUGAAAGAAAUACUGUAAGAACAGUCUUUCUCCUGUGAUGUUUUCUGGGUACGUCCGAGAACUUUUUGAAGUGCCUGUGUAUGAUUUGCCUGGGAUGAGGUUUUACCCAGGUAAUAUUAAGUUGUGUAAUAUUUGGCUCUGCUGUCGAAAGGGUUCUUGUACAUUGUAUUAGGGGUAAAACAAUUUCGGAUAACCAGAAAAGAACUUUAAAGUCCAAAAAAAAAGUGCAGUUUCUUCAGAAAUACUAACCUGUCCUGGAUAUGUAACAUUCUGAACACACUAGCAGAUGAUAAAUGUUUUAUUUUUUCCUAAUGACUAAUGAACAAAGGUCACCUGGUAACUCAAUAAACAUGUUUGUUUCAUCGUAUUAUAACAGCAUACGGUCCAUCCAGAAAGUAUUCACGGCGCAUCACAUUUUCCACAUUUUGUUGUUACAGCCUUAUUCCAAAAUGAAGUAAAUUCAUUUUUCCCCUGAAAAUGCUACUCACAACACCCCAUAAUGACAA
Thalassophryne amazonica is the source of this 3996-nucleotide messenger RNA. RefSeq names its product protein phosphatase 1, regulatory subunit 13 like (gene ppp1r13l). The coding region runs from base 169 to 2712 and encodes 847 amino acids. Gene Ontology annotation, biological process: positive regulation of cell differentiation; regulation of transcription by RNA polymerase II. The record is from RefSeq and is a predicted model, not a curated record. The transcript is spliced from 12 exons. NCBI's taxonomy places the organism in Eukaryota, Metazoa, Chordata, Actinopteri, Batrachoidiformes, Batrachoididae. Gene Ontology annotation, molecular function: transcription factor binding.